AUGGCACCCUUACAACGCAAACUUCAAGUCGCCAUCUCAGGCCUUGGCCGCAUGGGCGCCCGCCAUGCUCAAAACUUCCACGAACGCACUCCCCGCGCCGAGCUCGUUGCAGCUUUCACCCCCGAACCCAGGGAAGCAGCAUGGGCUGCAGAACACCUCCCUGGUGUAAUCGUCUACUCCGACUUUGACGAAAUGCUCAAUCAUCCAGGUUUAGAAGCUGUGGUUGUAGCUACAGUAACUACUGCCCAUGCUUCCCAAGCCAUCGCAGCUAUCAAUGCUGGAAAACACGUGCUUUGCGAGAAGCCUCUCUCCACUUCUGUAGAGAUCUCGCAGUCCGUGGUAGAUGCAGCAAACAAGAGACCAGACCUCAAGGUUCUUUGUGGCUUUUCCCGUCGUUUUGACGCUUCAUACCGAGACGCAUUUGCUCGUAUGGACAAUGCCGCCAUCGGCCGCCCUAGCAUCUUCCGCUCUCAAACCUGCGAUAAACUCGAUCCUUCAGGUUUCUUUGUCGACUACGCUCAAUUCUCGGGAGGUAUUUUCGUCGACUGCAAUAUUCACGAUAUCGACUUGGCACUCUGGUUUNUCGGCCAAGAUACGUUGGUGAAAAGUGUUUAUGCAGUCGGUGUAACAGCAGUCCAACCCGGUCUCAAAAAGUGGAAAGAUGUGGACAAUGGUGUUGGUGUAGUUGAAUUCUACGGAAACAAAAUUGCGUACUUGUAUUCGAGCAGAAUGAUGGCGGCGGGACAACACGAUAUGACUGAAAUCAUCGGCACAGAGNGAAAAUUGACCGUAAACGCGAACCCCAACGGUACAUUGGUGGAAAUGUCCGAACCUACGGGAAUCAGAAGAGAGAUCCCUGGUGAUUACUAUGGAAGGUUCUACGAGGCGUUCGUUAGGGAGGCUAAUGAGUUUACCGCUGCUUGUUUGGAUGACACGAAGUUGCCUUUCAAGUUGAGUGGUGCGGUGCAGGCUGUCAAGAUUGGUUGUGCUUUGCAAGAAUCGCUAAACAGUGGAAAGAAGAUUGAGUUUGAUGAGACUGGUCGUAGGAUUGAGCAGGCUUCUUUGUAG
Molecule: messenger RNA, 1068 nt
Organism: Aureobasidium vineae
Lineage: Eukaryota; Fungi; Ascomycota; Dothideomycetes; Dothideales; Saccotheciaceae
Source: the annotation of a GenBank genome assembly